AUUUGGCAAGGCAAAUCAUUAUGAGACGCCCCUUUCGAGAGUAAACGCCACCAUGAUAUCUCCAGAACAGGGACAAAUGCAACCUUCGCCGCCCUAUGGACCACCCAUCCUACACCCGUGUGGCGGUCGAGCGAACAAUGGCCCCUGGCCACCACAACACUGGGGACCCGGGUGUGGGCCGCUCCCACCGUCGUGGUAUCCAGGCCACCCAGCCUCUACAUCCAUAGCAUUCAACCACGACUUGCUACAGCGCUGUUUACCGGUGCUUGCACACCUCCUGGCAUUCUCAUCUAUGGACGUCUCCGCCACGAUCGCACAGCUUGCAUGGCAGAGCGAUCAGAUCUGUGACCGCGGCGCUCGGAGCGAUCUUUCGUUUCACGAUCUUCACAACGUCUAUCACAAGCUGUACGGUUUCAUCUCCCAGUGUGCUCCCAACGAGCCGCCAAGAUCGGUGGGUGACUUCCUACGCAGAAUGUUAUUCGACAACUACAGGAAGCCAAUGGCUGGAUCACACUUGUCGCUCUCCAGGCAGAACAUGUCGCUUCUGCGUCUGUGCACUGCUUUCUCCGCCAUAUCACAUCAAACGCACAGUGCCCUAGUCGGCAGCGUUCUAGAGCGAUUUUGGCUGCACCACGGCGCUGGCAUUGUGGCCGAGUGCAGCGUGAUAGAGGCCUGGCCCUGGGCUGAUGCUAUAUGUCGGGCGCGCAUGUCUCGAGCGAACAAAGACGCCUGUUUGCAACUCUUCAACGAGCAGCAUCCGCAUCUUAGCUCGAUCGUAGAGACCACAGGCUUCUGGAGAGAUCUUGAAUUAGGGGGAGCGCUCAGACGGGCUGCGAAUGGGGCCAGUACGAGGUAUCGUCCAAGGUCAUUGAGCUUAGGCAGCCAAGGAACUACCCAACGAUCACGGUCAUUGAGUAGGCCGGCGGACCACGACCACAGGUUGAGGAAGCUCCAUGACUCUGCAGCACAGAUAAUGUGGGAAAUCAGCGAUUUGAGAUGAGGAAGGCAACGAUCAAUGCGGGC
Baudoinia panamericana UAMH 10762 is the source of this 1023-nucleotide messenger RNA. RefSeq lists its product as uncharacterized. Bases 53 to 1000 code for a protein of 315 amino acids. NCBI's taxonomy places the organism in Eukaryota, Fungi, Ascomycota, Dothideomycetes, Mycosphaerellales, Teratosphaeriaceae. The transcript has a single exon. The record is from RefSeq and is a predicted model, not a curated record.